UUUUAAAGAUGGCGGUUGAGAUGGCUUCCGGAAUUUCUGUGACUUGGUACUCUCUUUUCCGGUUCUCCGUUUGCGUAGAAUUCACGACACAAUGAAAGCCAAGGGAGAACUGAAGGAAUACGAGGUAAUUGGGAGGAAGCUCCCCACCGAGAAGGAGAAAACCACUCCUCUCUACAAAAUGAGAAUUUUCGCUCCCGAUGCUAUUGUCGCUAAAUCUCGUUUCUGGUAUUUUUUGAGACAACUGAAGAAGUUCAAAAAAUCAACUGGAGAAAUCGUUUCUCUUAAACAGAUUUCUGAGAAAACCCCAACGAAAAUCAAGAACUUCGGUAUUUGGUUGAGGUAUGACUCGCGCUCUGGUACCCACAACAUGUACAGAGAGUACCGUGAUUUGUCAGUGAGCGGUGCUGUUACCCAGUGCUAUCGCGAUAUGGGAGCCCGUCAUCGUGCUCGUGCCCACUCCAUUCAGAUUAUCAAGGUGGAGAUCGUAAAAGCUGCCAACUGCCGAAGACCACAAGUCAAGCAGUUCCACGACAGCCACAUCAGAUUCCCACUGGCAAAGAGAAUCCAGCACAGGAACAGAAUGCCAUUAUUCAGCGUACGUAAACCACGUACCUACUUCCUGUAAACAUCGCCGAAAGUACUGUCUUAUGUAUGUUUCAACACAAAUAUAACGUACUGAGGUUAAUAAAAUUAUGUCUCUAUAAUUUUAUCCAA
Messenger RNA from Fopius arisanus, 714 nucleotides. It is a transcript of the gene RpL18A, whose product is annotated as ribosomal protein L18A. Gene Ontology annotation, cellular component: ribosome; cytosolic large ribosomal subunit. Gene Ontology annotation, molecular function: structural constituent of ribosome. NCBI's taxonomy places the organism in Eukaryota, Metazoa, Arthropoda, Insecta, Hymenoptera, Braconidae. The transcript has 3 exons. Gene Ontology annotation, biological process: translation. The coding region runs from base 92 to 625 and encodes 177 amino acids. The record is from RefSeq and is a predicted model, not a curated record.